AAUUGGCGAGGCUGGUCGGCGGAGGAGCACCGGCCAAUUCCGAGGGAGAUAUGCGGCUCGCCGGCUGCUUCCAUUUGUGCUCCACGCCGCCGCUUGCGUUCAUUGUACUCAAUUUGAGGAAUUAACGCGUUAUUUGGGGAAAUAACUCCUUAUUUUGGAAGUCCGGAGGAGAUUAUCAAAGCCAGCGUGAAAUUGAGAGCUAUACAUAAGUUUCCAAUCCGGCAGAGGAACGAGGCACGCAGGGUCCUUAGCGGUCUCUUAGGAAGCCAUGCCCUCAGUGAUGGAGCGCUCCGGGGCCGGCGUCCUAUCCAGGAGCCGAGCCAAGACCGUAACCAAUGGCAAUAGCCAGCCACAUUCCGAGGAGGAGAGCAGCGAUGAGGAGCACGCUCACGACAGCAUGAUUCGAGUGGGAGGAGACUACCAGGCCCAGAUCCCAGAGUUUAAACCAGAUAGCCCGGCGCGUUACGAUGAGAAGGACCAAAGGAGCAUGUUGGUCUGGUGUCCCAACGGACAGCUCUCGGAUGCAAUGCUGGAUGAAUACAUCCUGAUGGCGAAAGAAAAACACGGCUACAACAUGGAACAGGCGCUCGGCAUGUUGCUGUGGCACAAGCACGACGUGGAGCGCUCGCUGGCCGACUUGGCCAACUUUACGCCAUUCCCCGACGAGUGGACGGUGGAGGACAAAGUUCUGUUCGAGCAGGCCUUCAGCUUCCACGGGAAGAGCUUCCACCGCAUUCAGCAGAUGCUUCCAGAUAAGCUGAUAUCUAGCCUGGUGAAGUACUAUUACGGCUGGAAGAAGACGAGAACCAGAACCUCUGUCAUGGAUCGCCAGGCCAGGAGGCUGGUCAGCAAGAGAGAGAAAGAGGAUAGCAAUGAUGAGCUGGAGGAAGGAGAACCCGGCAGCGACAGUGACUUUGAGCUCGACGCCAAGAAGGAGGCAGCUAAACAGAACGCCAACAACACCACCUCGGACAAAGUCAUACCCGGUCGCUCCGGCCCGAUCAAGAAGGAAAACGUCGGGGCUCAGUAUCGCCACCACCCUCUCCGGGCGCGUCGCCGGCCGCCUAAGGGGAUGCACCUGGAGCAGGCCGACAUCACGUCUCUGUCCGCCUCGCAAGACUCCGGUGUGCUGACCAUAAGACAGCUGGACACGCAGCUGGUAUCACUCAAGCGACAGGUCCAAAGUAUUAAACAGAGCAACAGCAGUUUGAAACUGAGUCUCAAUGAAGGUGUUGACAGUUUCAGACCUAUUGAGCCCAACUCCAAGAUGAAUGCUCGUUGGACAACUGAGGAGCAAUUGCUAGCUGUGCAAGCAAUCCGCCGGUACGGCAAAGACUUCACAGCCAUCGCCGAAGUGAUUGGAAACAAGACGUCAGCUCAGGUGAGCUCGUUCUUCGUGAGCUACCGCCGCAGGUUCAACCUGGACGAAGUGCUGAGGGAGUGGGCCGCCGAGCAAGUGGCUACCCGGGACCUGAGGCGGAGCGGCGAUGAGAUGGUGGCCAUGAGUGAAGGAAGAGCAGAGGAGGAAGAGGUCAAGAUGGAAGACUCUUCUUCAGACGCCACCGGAAGCUCCUCGCCCCACUCCUCCAACCAGACGCCCUCGUCUCUCUCGCAGCCUCCCCCGCUGCUGCGCCCGGCGCCGCCCUCAGCCCCGCCGAGCCUACUGCGCCAGCCCCCGCCGCUGCAGACCCGUCCGCUGCAAAACCGGGCCCCUCACAACCACCCGCCGCCGCCCCUGAUUCGGCCCGCCGUCACCUCGUCCUCCGGAAGCCUGCGGGCUUCUCCACCCAGCUCCUCGCCCUCCGUCGCCAUGCAGGUGCCGCCGUCGCUGGUGGGCAUCAAAGUGGAACAGGCCAACUCUCACUAGGAAUGGUGAAACACGUGCACAAGGGUCGUAAAAGAUGGAAAUUUCCAUGGGAAGUGAUUUUGGAAAGAUUCCAAAUUGGAAACUUUUGACCACCAUUUUAAAAUGUACUUUUUCAGAAUUUGGCUCAAAUAGCAGCUCUAUUCACCUUAUCUUUCAUAGCCAAAUUUGUCGUUUCCCAUGGAAAGAUUCCCCCUUUGAGAAUUUGCGACUCUCAUCCACUAAAGUUUUCAGUGUCUUCUAAACACUGCGCUCCAAAAUGUCAGCUCUUAAGUGUUUGUACUAUAUCUGCACUGUCACACCUACCUCCAGACCACUUACGUUACAACACGAUUUAAUGGUUCCGAACACUACCUGUCGUUUAAACAGCUUUUGCGUUUUGACUUGAAUUCUCUCAUGUUUUCCUGGUAUGAACUGGAUUGAAAUGUGUGUGCUUGAUUUUUUUUCUUUAAUUUCAAACUAGAUUUUUACUAUGAAGUAUAGGGUAGAUGAUUGUUUAGGUUGUUAAUUAUUAUUGACAAAGCACUAAGGAGCCUUUUGCGUGCGACUUGAGUUGCGAGUCGUUUUACCUCGUCUCCUGCAACUCGCAACUUGUUCAGCCAAAGUCAGUUGUCGCUUUAAAAGCACAAACAAGGAAGGGGGUGGGGGGAACUGACCUUCUUAUGACAGCUGCUAAUAUGUUUUGAUAAAUGAACCUUAUCCAAAUUUUUCAGUGGUUUGGUGGCAUGUCAGGACUGACCGUAAAGUUGGGUUAAAAAAGUUUGCUGUCCACGAAGCUGGUUUGGUUUUUUUAAAUAAUGUGCAAGGAAAAGAAACCUGUAUUUUUGUUUUCACGUGAAAAGAAUAUUGUGUGUGCUGUAUGUGAGAAAUUGUUUACAUUUUUCUUUUCUAGAAUAAAGAAAUGUCCACACGGUUUCAACUUUUGCACAC
Corythoichthys intestinalis (scribbled pipefish) is the source of this 2794-nucleotide messenger RNA. It is a transcript of the gene rcor2, whose product is annotated as REST corepressor 2. The record is from RefSeq and is a predicted model, not a curated record. Gene Ontology annotation, biological process: regulation of transcription by RNA polymerase II; negative regulation of DNA-templated transcription. Bases 269 to 1867 code for a protein of 532 amino acids. Gene Ontology annotation, cellular component: transcription regulator complex; histone deacetylase complex. Lineage: Eukaryota; Metazoa; Chordata; Actinopteri; Syngnathiformes; Syngnathidae. Gene Ontology annotation, molecular function: transcription corepressor activity. The transcript is spliced from 14 exons.